AUGCGCCGAUUGACUUCGUAUAUAAGAUUUGCAUCGUUAUCAAUGCUAGUUGCCACAACUUUACUUACGGUCACUUUCAUUCAUGAGCUAUACAGACCGGAGGUGGAAGUUGCAUCCAAUGAGGUGCCUUUUGACCAUGAAUCACUGGCACACCGGAUUCUUGGCAAUGAUGAGGAUGAUACUCAUAAAGAGCAUGUGAUCGGACGCCAAAUAAAGGCGAAGACCAAGUAUUCUGUCACAGUCAACGCGCCAUUUCAUAUUAACAACAAGAACGUUUGUCGAGGAGUAGAUAAAGUUUCUGUCCUUGUGGUGGUGCAUACAGCGCCAAGUCAUUUCUUCAUCCGCUCUGAAAUGAGGCGGACGUGGCUCAACACAACAUUCUACAGUCCAGAGAGUGUGAGAGUCGUUUUCUUGCUCGGGCUAGUGAAAAACUCUACUCUGCAGAUGGAGCUGGAAACAGAAUCAAACAAAUAUCAUGACAUCGUACAAGGCAGUUUCAUAGACUCUUAUCGUAAUCUCACAAACAAAGGAGUGAUGGGGUACCGCUGGAUCACUGAGAAUUGCAUGAAUGCAGAGAUGGUCGUCAAAGUUGAUGACGAUGCUUUGAUAAAUUUCUUCAAAUAUUUUGAGGAAAUUCGAAACAAUUUAGUACCUAAAAAGAAACACAUAUUUUGUAAUCGAAUUGAGCCAAAUACAAUGCCGAUUAUCCGUAAACGCAAUAGCAAGUGGUACGUUCGUGCAGACGAAUAUAAGUCGUUUUCUAUGUACCCCCACAUGUACUGCAGCGGCUUUGUCGUAUUCAUAUCGACGGAUUUGGUACCAGCCCUAUUUCACGCCGCCAUCGCAUCACCUUUCUUUUGGGUAGAUGAUUUCUUCCUGUUUGGUUUACUGCCUUCCAGGGUAAAAAAUGUCACCUUUGAUAAUUUUGGAAAAAAAUUAACUUUUAGUCAUCCAGAAGGCUUAAAAUGUUAUAAAGAAAAACAUUCAAACUGUACAUAUAUUGUAAUGCCAGCCAAAAACAAAGAAAUUGACGUUAUGUGGAAAGCGGUGAUAGAGGGUCGUACACAGAGUAGUUAUGGAUACUAUUAUAUGCGUCUGGACCCCUUGAAUCCCGUGGUAAUGCCAAAGGCCUGA
Messenger RNA from Ylistrum balloti, 1134 nucleotides. RefSeq names its product beta-1,3-galactosyltransferase 5-like. The transcript has a single exon. Bases 1 to 1134 code for a protein of 377 amino acids. Gene Ontology annotation, molecular function: hexosyltransferase activity. NCBI's taxonomy places the organism in Eukaryota, Metazoa, Mollusca, Bivalvia, Pectinida, Pectinidae. The record is from RefSeq and is a predicted model, not a curated record. Gene Ontology annotation, cellular component: membrane.